UUCUAGCCAGCCUGUCAGGUGAAAUGCUCUCCUUCCGCUGUUUCUUUCCUUCUAAUCCUCCUGUAAAUCUCCUGUAAUCGGGCGAGAGCAUGCUGCCUCCUGACAAACUUACAGCUACAGGCUGCCUGCUGCCUGACUUUGCAUUCAUUGUCUAUGUAAAGACCUGGGAGGAGGAUGGUGUGGCGGUGGUAAUCUAUCGGACAGCCUAGGCACACUGUAAGGAGGGGGUUAGAGCACGUUAGCUGGAGCAGCACGGGUCUGUUGUUGCUGGUACUUAGCCAGACAAACCCAGAGGAACAGAGGAAGAGGGGAUGCAUAUGCUGUAUUGUCCCAGGAAGACGGAGAAAGGGAGUAAACAGAGGGAGAGAGAAGAGGACAAUACCCGCCAUUGGAUAGACAACCAUUUUAUGGGAGCAGCUGUGAUGUGGUAAUCAUCAGCAGGGUCCAGGCAGGGUCCUCUCCACAUCUCAUCCUCCCGUGGGCAGAGGAGGCCUCUUGGUCGGGUGUGAUCUCAUCCUUCCGUGGCAGAGGAGGUCUCUUGGUCGGGUGUGAUCUCAUCCUCCCGUGGGCAAAGGAGGCCUCUUGGUCGGGUGUGGUCCCCUCCUCUCGGUGGGCAGAGGAGGCCUCUUGGUCGGGUGUGAUCUCAUCCUCCCGUGGGCAGAGGAGACCUCUUGGUCGGGUGUGAUCCCCUCCUCUCGGUGGUCCACCUGGUGGUCCAGUGAUGGCUCAUGCACAAGAUGAUCCCCAACUAGGCGCUGGCCCGUCCGAGGAUUCUGAACUCUCUGAGAAUGAGUCCGAAACGGCGAGCUUGGUGUCGGAGGACUCUAUCAUGCCAGACUAUGAGAUGGAGCGGGGUAGUGGAGGCACCACCUCUACGUUGUACGAGGCCUGUAACAGGAACGAGGCGCUGACGCUACAGAGGGUCCUGGAGAGGGGGGUUACUAAGGAAGAGGUUAUGGAGCUGGACAUCAAUGGCAUGAAUGGUCUGAUGCUUGCUGUCUCCAGAGGCUAUGUGGACAUCGUCUACGGUCUACACACGUGUCCACUGAUCGACAUUAACCAUCAGGACAAUGAAGGCAACACAGCACUGAUGAUCGCUGCCCAGGCCGGCUACAUCUCCAUUCUAAACUUCAUCCUGAACUACUACCCUAAGAUAGACCUGGAGGUGAGGGACACCCGGGGCUUCACUGCCCUCAUCAAGGCAGCCAUGCAAGGCAGGGUCGACUGUGUGUCUUCCCUCCUCAUGGCCGGUGCAGAUAUCAAUGUAGUGGAUGAGGUCCGGGGGAAAAGCAUCAUGGACUGGGCCCUGAAGACGGGUCGCUUCGAGGUCCUGCAGCGUCUCCGUUUUCUCCAGGCGCACCCCAUCGCCGAGCAGUUCUGCGACAGCUACGUGAUAGAGUGGCCCGAGCUGAAGGAGCUGGUUGCCAAAGCCAUGAUCCCCAAAACACUGACUCAACGUCUGAAGGACAGCCUGACCAUUAGCUUACCCAAGGACCCUCAGGACAACGGAGUGAUGGACCACCUGGUGAAGAUGACCACAUCCAUCCACAGCCCUCUAGUCUCCACUGGCUGCCGUCCCCUCUGCCCCACAAGCCCCCCCGAGCUCGGGAAGAGGCGCCUGGCCGUGCCGGAGCUGAUGGAGAAGCACAGCAGUAAGGACCUGGAGGAAAGCUCUGUGUGUCAUAGUAAUGGUGUGAAAUGUUCCUUCAAGCCUGCGCCAGCGUCGUCGAGCCCCUUCUCACUCGCCAACUGCUGCUCGUACGCGGAGUGGAGGGAUAGUAUUCUCUCGAUGGCUGCCAGCGGCGUCCGGAACUUCAUUCCUUGUUCCAUGGCCCACCGGAACUCUGUAUUCCCGUCUGGUUGCAUCCCCAAGAUCACCUUCACCAAGUCUCAAGACAAAACACCCAAGAAGGCGAAGAAGGCGAAGAGGCACAAGGGCCACCUGGAGCCUCCGGUCUGGAAGUACAAGGCGGAGAAGCAGGAGAAGAAAAAGGAAAAGGAAAAGUUGGAGGAAGAGAAGCAAGCGCAAGAGAAGGCACUUAAGAAAGCUAAGAAGAAGGCAGCCAAGGUGGCGGCCAAGUCAAAGGAGCCUGCCAAGGCAAGUUAAACUGCUGUCUGUAAAGUGCCACAGAGUGGGAGCACAGAACUCUGGGAAAAUAGAGCGACCUCUGUACUGUCAUCAGACGGAAGAGGAAGCGAGACACCCCACUCGCAGUUUUGUUUACUGAUUGAAUGAAAGUCAACGAACUUAGUAGACCAGACCCAGAUGCUAUUGCAUUGGUGUCCAUGGGAGACCCACCCCUGUUAAGUAAACUAUUUUUUUCAAUGAUAAACGGCCUGAGAGAACUAUCUUGAUUUAUCCAUCAUCUUUGCUGUCAUCUCCUACUAACUCCAUUGUAUCCACUGUGAUGAUGUCAUAUAAGACGGACAAGGGGACGGCUCCCCUGUGGUGGCACCUGCCUGGGGUCAUCAUGGAGGCUCAGUUGCAGCCCUACCUUGGGGCCUCCAAUAACAUGGGUGGAAACUAGCAUCUGAGCCGGACUAAUGGAUUGACUGUUGUUUUUCCUCUCUGCUGGGAUAUGUGACUGCAAAGACUGCAAUGGCCUGGACAUUCCUAGACAUUAUUAUGUGCAAUUCUCUUUUUCUGUUUUAAAUUAUUUUGUUGAUUUAUUUAUUUUUGAGAGUUCAGUUGUUAAAAAGAUCAGUAGAGUUUGUUUGGUCUUCCAUGUUCAUAACUAACCAAUCGAAACUGUGAAGGAACCAGAGCCAUAGCAAAGAAAUCUCUAGUUUCUGAUAAGCAAGGUACUUCCUGAAAAAGAAACAGAACAUGAGUUAGGCAAAUGAUUAGGGAGGAUUCUGAACAAGGUUUCAGAGUGGACUGUUUGAUAAACCUCGUGGUCAGAUGUAGCACAACCAGACCUGGGGUCAAAUACAAUUUAAAAGCAUUUCAAAUGUUUCAGCUGUGCUUGAGAGAGCUUGCCUGUUGAUAUGGAAACAAUAUAAAAGUCCCAAAAGUGCAAACCACACCCAACUGGCACUCCAGGCAAGUUAAAGCAAAUGCUAAAUGUUUUUGUAAGAUUUUGAAUAGUAUUUGAACCCAGGUCUGACCACAACGCACAUCUGAGUUCCAAUCUGCUCUGUGAUUUGUUUUCCUAUGUACUCCAAUUAGCUGUCUUCCGAAAUAAGUAGAUUUUACACUGUUACCGGUGAGAGGACUUUUGACUUUCAAGAGUAGGAAUAUAAUAUCAGGGAUCCCCUCAGUUUUGAUGAGGCUCAGGUAUUUAAAGAUAAACCUGAGUGGCUUAUUAUUACGCUGCACAAACCUGCUCAGUUAGAAGAAAUUGUUUGUUGAUCCAGUUCACAUGUUGUGAUGGAGCUGAAAUUUGAAGUAUGUUAUUCAGUAGGAAUCAACUUCUGUCCUAAUAGUAUGUGAUGGUUAUUUUUAAAUAACACCAUCAUCCUCGUCAAGGAUCCAGAAAAUCGUAUGUGUAGUGGCUUUUGCCAGUCAAAAACCAUUGAUGUGUCAGAUACGGCUCCUACAAUAUGAAAAGAUACAAUAGGCCUAAUGAAUAUUCUAUUACAAAACCAAACAUUAAAACGUUUAAAAACACAACAUCCAUGUGACUUAGUGAUGAUCCUUCUUCCCCCUAUAUCCGAUAGAUUUAGCAGCUUUGGCUAUAGGCUAAGCUGGGUUAGUGUGUGAGCUCAGUGAGCUUGUUAACUGGUGCUAUUAUAGUCACAGUCAGAUCAGACAAUAACCAUGUAGCCUAACCAUAGAUACAGCUGUAACCAUGGGGUGUAACCAUACAACCUAACAAUAAAUAUGUCUGUAACCAUGGGGCGUAACCAUACAACAUAACCAUAGAUACGUCUGUAACCAUGGGGUGUAACCAUACAGCCUAACUAUACAGUACUUUCAGAAAGUAUUCACACCCCUUGAAUUUGUCCAAAUUUU
This is a messenger RNA of Oncorhynchus kisutch (coho salmon), 3955 nucleotides long. Its product is annotated as photoreceptor ankyrin repeat protein-like. The record is from RefSeq and is a predicted model, not a curated record. Gene Ontology annotation, molecular function: protein binding. The coding region runs from base 722 to 2107 and encodes 461 amino acids. Lineage: Eukaryota; Metazoa; Chordata; Actinopteri; Salmoniformes; Salmonidae. The transcript is spliced from 6 exons.